Messenger RNA from Momordica charantia (bitter melon), 2538 nucleotides. RefSeq names its product Tetratricopeptide repeat (TPR)-like superfamily protein. Gene Ontology annotation, cellular component: mitochondrion. Gene Ontology annotation, molecular function: protein binding. The record is from RefSeq and is a predicted model, not a curated record. NCBI's taxonomy places the organism in Eukaryota, Viridiplantae, Streptophyta, Magnoliopsida, Cucurbitales, Cucurbitaceae.
ACAUUUGCAAAUAAGUGCUGAUAUUGGCAGUUCGCAAAUCUCGAUUGAAGAGAAGAGUGCCAUAUUCGCCUGCUUUUCGGCCAUACUUGGGCAAUAAAUCGAUAAACCCAUCUCAGUUUCUCUCUUCUUUUCACCAUUUCUCGAGCCAAGCAUGCGAACGGGAACAUUUCUCUCUGGGUAUAGGCUCGUUCAAGCAUUUCGUCGAACAGUUUCUAGCACCUCUUCUACGCUCAAUACAGUCCCCGUCCGAUUUAGCUUUCUCUGCACUCAAACACCCGAUAACUUAUCGGCGAAUGUAUUAGAGUCGGAAUUGGAGGGGCCCAGGUGCUUAUCUUUGAGAAUUGAGAAAAUACCAAAGGGAGAAUCGAUUGGGUAUGCCUUCAGGAGCUGGAUGGGCGACGGCUUUCCUGUUCAUCGAGGCGACAUAUUCCACGCCAUCAAUCGCCUCAGGAAGCUCGAGAGGAACAAGCGCGCACUCGAGGUUAUGGAGUGGGUGAUAAGGGAGAAACCGUACCGGAUAAACGAAUUGGACUACUCCUAUCUGCUGGAAUUUACGAUCAAACACCAUGGCAUAGCACAAGGUGAGAAGCUCUUCUCUAACGUUCCUCUGGAAUUUCAAGGAGAGUUGCUCUUCAACAAUCUUGUGAUUGCAUGUUUAGAUAAGGGAGCAAUUAGGCUUUCACUAGCUUACAUGAGAAAAAUGAGGGAAGUUGGCCAUCGCAUCUCACACUUAGUUUUUAAUCGCCUCAUUAUUCUCCACUCGUCUUCCCGACGUAGGAAAAUUAUCCCGAAAAUUCUCACUCAAAUGAAGGCUGAUAAAGUGUCCUUGCAUGUUUCUACAUAUAACAUUCUUAUGAAAAUAGAAGCCAAUGAGCACAACAUUGAAGGGUUGAUGAAGGUAUUCAGCGAUAUGAAACGAACUAAGGUUGAACCGAAUGAGGUGUCUUAUUGCAUAGUAGCUACUGCACAUGCUGUGGCAAAGUUGUAUACAGUAGUUGAGACCUAUGCUGAGGCUAUAGAAAAUUCUAUUACUGGGAGUAAUUGGUCGACAUACGACGUCCUAAUCAUCUUGUACGGGUAUUUGAAGAAGGAUAAAGAGCUAGAGAGGACUUGGGGUAUCAUACAAGAAUUACCCCACAUCCGGUCUAAAAGUUUUAUACUUGCAAUCGAAGCAUUUGGUAGAAUUGGUUUACUAAGCCGUGCCGAAGAGCUCUGGUCAGAAAUGAAAACUAUGGGAGGACUUAAAGCCACUGAUCAAUUCAAUUCCAUUAUAUCUGUUUAUUGCAAACAUGGGUUGAUUAAGAAGGCAACAGAAGUCUUUAGGGAAAUCGAAGCGAAUGGGUGCAAACCAAAUGCCAUAACCUUUCGAAAUCUGGCUUUAGGUUGCCUGAAAGCUGGUUUGGUGGAGGAAGCCAUGAAAACACUAGAGCUGGGAUCACAUAUUACAACCAGCAGCAAGACAGUUAGAAAGUCAAAUCCAUGGUUGGAGACCACUCUUUCAAUGAUCGAGAUUUUGGCAGAGAGGGGAGAUGUUGAAAAUGCUGAAAAGUUAUUCGAAGAACUCAAGGAAGCAAAGUACACGAGGUACACAUUUGUAUACAACACUUUGAUCAAGGCCUACGUGAAGGCCAAGAUUCAUAAUCCAAGUCUGUUGAGGAGGAUGAUCAUAGGAGGAGCCAGGCCUGAUUCAGAAACAUACAGUUUGAUCAAACUUUCUGAGCAGUUUCAAAGUUAAAAAAAAAAAAAAAAAAGUUUGAACAGUUGAUGCAGUUUUCAACGGUCUUGUCUUUGAUCAACAAGCCAAUGCCAUGGAACAAUCCUUAUUUCCUCUCUGAUAGCUUCUGAUUGCUCUGUGAGGCGUGCAAGCUACGGGUACCUCGUGGCCACUUGGCUGACAUGGAUGCUCAGAGGGAAGUAAAAAGUAAGUUGCCACUGACUCUGCUUGAAUGAGGGGUAAAAAAAAAAAGAUGAAACAAAAUUUUGAGUAUUAAUUAUCUUUAUGUGUCCAUGUGGGGAGUGUUUGGUUUCUGGAUUCUUUCCCUCUGUCCUCUUCUGUUGUCAUCUUCAACUCAUCACAUUGGGUCAUCACAUUUAAGCUUCAUAAAACCACUAGACCCCAAAAUAAAGUACAAGAUGAAGUAUUUACUAACAGUCACAAGAAGGAAAAGGUAGAAUGAAGAUUUUCAGAGAGAUUUUUAUUUAGCUUUUUUGCUGUCUUUACUUCUGAAGGAAAUGUGUGAUUUUUGAGUGUAGGACAUGACAGGAGAGAGAUUGGAUGAACAUAUCCCAAUUUCAGGUCCCUUCUCGUGACUGUAUUUACAAAAGAUAGAAGAAGAAAGAAGGAGAAGAAGAAGAAAGGCAGCAAAUUGAAGACAUGUUGGGCCCUUCUCGUCACAUUAUCUGCUCAAUUUGCAUGAAGAAAGAGACAAUUAUUUGAUAAGAACAUUAUAACUUAUAGAGGACGUUCGUUGGAUUGGCUUAUCAACUGAAACUGGACUUAGAAAAGAAAAUCAUUCAAAUGAAUGUUGAUGAGAAAAA